Mycotypha africana is the source of this 1333-nucleotide messenger RNA. RefSeq lists its product as uncharacterized. NCBI's taxonomy places the organism in Eukaryota, Fungi, Mucoromycota, Mucoromycetes, Mucorales, Mycotyphaceae. The transcript is spliced from 3 exons. Bases 173 to 1165 code for a protein of 330 amino acids. The record is from RefSeq and is a predicted model, not a curated record.
UCAUUUCCUGAGUACGUAUGAACGAGGGAAUCCCUUCUGUUCGAGACGCCACCUUCAGCAGUUGUGGUUUAAACCGGUGCAGAACCCUUUCUCUUUCUUUUCUACUUUAGCAUGAAAACUCAGAAGAUAUACCGUAGGGCUGUUGCUUCUGCAUGAAUACAGUUUCUACAGUAUGCUUUUCUCAGUUCAACCAAGGCUAAAGCAGUCAGUGAAGUAUAUACAAAGUAGCUUUGCGAAGCGUAGUCAAUGGACAAAAGCGUCUCUUCAUAAAAUGAAGAAAAACGAUCUAUUACGAUUAGCCAAAGAGAAUCACUUGAAAAUAAGCGGUACAAAAAACGAUAUGAUCGUUCAAUUGCUCACUCAUCAAACAGCCAAAAUAGUUGGUACUUCGACGCCGACAUUACAUAGCAUACGGAAAACCAUACAAAAAGAUAGUGGAAAGGAAGCAGAAAAGCUUCUUCAAAGCAAACACCAAAUUCAAGAACGUAAAUCAGUAGCAACAGAAGGAGCAACAGAGAAAAAUGAUGUGGGGAAGGGAGAUUCAGAAGGCAAAGAUACACCAAUUGAUAUGGACUGGGUGAAUGCUUUCGACAUAAAAUUAGGUCAAAGAAGUAGUCGAUUUGCAUCAUUAAGUAAGCCUUCCAAAGAACAAAGAGCAUCUAGGCAAAUAGGUAUCAAUAAAGAGCUGGAGAAAACACUCCAGCAUCCGCCGUCGUCAGAUGCACAAUCAAAAUCUGCUCAAUCUGAUACGAUACUUGUCCAUGAGGUACCCUCAGCUCCAAGUGUGAACGCAGACAAUGUGACUCAAUCUGAUCUACAAGAAUUAGCUGACAUGGAUCAAGAAUGGGUAAAGGCAUUCGAAAUGAAAGUAGAGUCGAGAGGUGCGCGACAACGUCAUCAAGUUGGUGAUACGUUAUCAAUCAAAGCUGGUACACCAUCCCCGUCAAAGUCAUCAACAGCAUCUUCCAGCGGGAGUACAACAAUGGCAGACAAAAAAGUCAUAAGGGCUCCUACAGCAUCAGAAACAGAAAUACCCCCCCUAGAUGAUAAUACAAAAAAAAAUAGCAAUAACACCUUUAUAAGCGCAGCUAUAGGCUCUAGCAUGCUCAUAUGGUAUUUUGGCGGAGGAGAAGGAUUUAGUCGAAUCUGGCAUUUCUUCAUGUGAGGGACCUAAUCAAAACGGCAUAUCAUAGAUUGUACUAUAUAUUAUACAAAAAGCUAGUCUACGGCUAGAAUCUGCGGGGAAAAAAAAAAGUAUUUAUUAUCUAAAAGACAGAAUGGUUACAAAUAAAUAUAGAGUAGCUUGAGCAAUGAGUGCGCAUCUGCAUCUCCA